Messenger RNA from Bemisia tabaci, 1714 nucleotides. NCBI's taxonomy places the organism in Eukaryota, Metazoa, Arthropoda, Insecta, Hemiptera, Aleyrodidae. The record is from RefSeq and is a predicted model, not a curated record.
AAAUGUAAGAGAAGGCUUUUAUUUCAGUCACCUCACUCGACGGGAGUUUCAGCCUCGUGCGCAUUGAGGACCUGGUGUUCAGCAAGCUUCAGUGCUCGGAUUCGUAGUUCAAACCACAGUUCUAAAAUGUUCGAACCUCAGCGAGGAGCGCCGCCGGCACAUCCUGAGAGUCGCACACUAAAAGGAAUUUUAACGACGGUUCUGGUUCUAUGGAUGCUAGCAUCCACACAGUCUGUAACCGCUAUAACUAUGGACAAGUUGAAGUUUGACGUGGGUGACUUCUUGAUCUACUCAGUGCUGGGCAAAGAAAAGAACUGCAAAGCACCGCACCACUACAUGAUAGCAAUGUCCCAAAACCAGGCAUUUGACAUUCACGUAACUGACGAGAACAAGUUUUGGUGUAAAGGGAGGAUACUUGACAAGAGUAAUGUGCCCGAUGGAUUGAAGAAUCAUAUGUUCGAAACAAAGGGAGUCGAUAAGAAAUAUAUCAUUGGCUGGAAGAAAACCUUUACUUUGGCGUUGAGGCUAAGGGGCGUAGAGUUACCGUAUAACACUUUCAAUUGCAACUGUAAACACUACGCUUAUUACUUGGUGUACGGUAGAACUUUUGCCUGCUGGUCCUCUAUCACAUACGGAUCAUCAUCCAAAACGCCGCAGCCGCCGUCUAGAGCUCCUUCUCAGAUUAACAGACAACCUGGUGCCUAUCCUGGUUCCACAUUCAGGACGAGCAAUACAAGUCCAGCACCAUCUCCAUCCAGACCUAUUCCAUACGGAGGUUACGGCCCAACUGGUUACGGCACGACAAGUUACGGCGGCACGACACGUUACGGCGGCACGACAAGUUACGGCGAUUACGGAGGCGGUAACAACAAUUACGGGCCACAGUCGUUCAAUUACGGCACCAAAGGACAAGUAGCCACCGCGACCAAACCUCAAAACCCUCCCGCCAGAUCUCAACCUCCUGCCACCAAACCUCAAGUUCCUCCCCCUAAAUCUCAACCUCCUGCCUCCAAACCUCAACCUCCGACCCCCAAACCGUCGUACCCGUCCGGUGGCCAACGUGGAAAGGGGGCUGCGCCCCCGCAAGAAACAAACAAAGAUUACUUGGCCUGGCAGCAGAGAAAAAAUGCAGAGAUAUCGUUCAGAUACAGAAAUUCUGGCGGAUGGUAGGGUGCUUAAUUGGAUCCUCCGGGAGGAAAAUUCAUCAAAAGCGCGACCUACUCAAAAAACUGACUGUAAAGCGCCGAAAGAGCAGAGGUAAAUCGCUGGAUUUUAAUUGUUGGAGUUUAUACUACUCCAAUAGAGCGAAUAGUGGAUGAUCGUUGCCCGCGAAAGUGGAGCUCCUGUAUGUGUCAGGGACUUGUGAGGGACGUACUGAUUCCCAAGUAAAAUUUCGUGAGAAACACGAUGGUGCCACUGGUUUUCUCUAAAAUCCAAUCCAAAGCUGAAAAAAGCUCUUAAAGUUGAGGCUGUUAUGGAGGGGGUAUCCCACGCUACCCUGAGAGUCCAACUCCAUACUGCCGCGCUAAGAAAGAACGCCGUAUGAACAUUCGAGAGUUGCCAAAUUCCCUUUGAUAAAAUGUUCGUCUUUGAGGACAGAUAUGUAUAUUUCCCCUUGAAAUUUCCAGAAUAUUUCGAUGAAAUUGCGAGCAAAAUUAUUCGAAAAAUUGGAAGAAAAAUAUUCAUAAGUUCACCGGGAAAUUUGUGUUUUAUC